Molecule: messenger RNA, 429 nt
Organism: Mucor velutinosus
Lineage: Eukaryota; Fungi; Mucoromycota; Mucoromycetes; Mucorales; Mucoraceae
Gene: rna1
Product: Ran GAP Rna1
Exons: 3
Coding region: 1-429 (142 amino acids)
Source: RefSeq, a predicted model, not a curated record
AUGAAAAAUAAACAACCUUCAUCUCUGUACUGUCAUUUCGCAGACAUCAUGUAUUUCGAUGAAAUUAUUAGUAACGAAUGGAACAUAAGUACAGCACUUGAUUUGUAUUCAGUAGAGUAUCCAGAUGCAGCGACACUUCUCCGCGCGAUCAAAUCUGAUUUGAAGAGGAUAAGCAAGAACCCGAAUGUGUUGAAAUCCGCUCGAGAAAAGGCUGAAUCGCUCCUUGACAAAUGGAAUGAUGUUAAGAAAAAGCAGAAAGGAAAAGAACACGGAGAGUCAUCUACAGUAAAGGCAGCAAAGGCAGCAAAGGCAGCAAAGCCAUCAGCCGCUUCCACUACAACGUACAACAACAGCAAUCACUUCACAACCAGCGGUGAUCACAGCAAUAUUAUUGUAGGCGGUAGUCAUUCAGGCAAACUAAAGCUUUAG